Brassica oleracea var. oleracea is the source of this 1436-nucleotide messenger RNA. RefSeq lists its product as uncharacterized. The transcript is spliced from 7 exons. The coding region runs from base 291 to 1328 and encodes 345 amino acids. Lineage: Eukaryota; Viridiplantae; Streptophyta; Magnoliopsida; Brassicales; Brassicaceae. The record is from RefSeq and is a predicted model, not a curated record.
AGAAACAUAACUCUUUUUUCUCUCUCUCUCUCUCUCGUUUCUCUUCCAUCCCAUCUAAAUUUCUUUGUAAAACUAAAAUAAAAUGAAGAAAAAGAAGAGUAAAAACAAACUGGGGCGUAGCGGUGGAUUCGAACACAGGUCCAGAAGCGGAUGAGUGAGUUCUCAAGCCAUCACCAUAUAAAUUUCUUUGUACAAUUAAAAUAGAAUGAAGAAAAAGAAACGGGGCAGAGUGGUGAUUCGAAUACUGGUCAGGAAGUUGAUGGGUUUUCGAAAUUCGAAAUUUCGCUCCAAUGACUCAGAGAGGUAACCGUAACAACAAGAAGAGGAAGACGGUGCAGUAUCGUGGAAUGCCUCCAGGUUUCACACCAGGAACUCGUGAUGUCCCUUUUGGUCCAUUGACUGCUGAUGAACAUAAUAAUGGCAAAGCUGUGGUCGAAGAUGAGGGCUCUGAUGAAGCUCCUGAAGAGUUUGAAUCAUUCUCAGGUUGCUCAAGGAAAGGAGGACCAUGCCUCAAGAGGAUAAAUACCUUAAAGAAACCUAAUCUCAUGUCUAUGUCUACUUGGACAGCUGAAGAGUAUGCCAAAUAUGAUGCUUACCUCAUCAAGAAAUGGCAGAUCAGUGGAUGGUGCGAUGAUGACAGUUUUUAUGUGGGCGCUAGAGAUUUUCACUCCCCUGCUGCAGCUGCUGCUCGUAAAUUCCACAAAUUUGAGCGCAUCAUCCAUGGAAGGAUAAUCUCUAAACCUCCUCAGAACACUCCCUUGCCUGAUCUUUCCCGCAUGCAUAAGUGGACACCUCAUGAAUAUGACCUGUAUGAUCUGUCUCUCAUGAACAAGUGGAGAAUCUCUGGCUGGGAUGAAAACGAAGCUACAUAUGCUAGUACUCGAGACAGGUCAACUCGCAUCUUUAUGAUGGCUGAAAACAUGAAGAAAACAAACAGCAUGCGUGAUCUUCCCACCCCAGCUUCUAAGACUGCUCAAAGCCAGGGGAAAAGAAAGGAACUAAGGAAAUUGGGUUUCCAGGUCUAUAUGGGAUGGGGAUAUUUCUUUGGGGAAAAUGGUAAUCACAACAUUCUUCCACUUUCGAGAGAUCUUCUUUGCUUGGACGAAGUCAUGGGUAAACGAAUCCUUAAGAAGCAGAUUCAAAGGCUUUUGCUAGAGCUAAGUCGACCUUUUACGUGCGUGCCAACACCCGUUAUGUUAGAGAUUAUGUUUUACUAUCUGACCACUAUACGAAAUCAAAAACCACAUCCCAGAAGAGCUGAAGAAGCAUAUCAUCAAGUGUAUGAUGUUUUGCGUCAGUUGAAAGACUAUGGUUCUUCGCGUAGCUAACAAAUAUAGUCAUGUCGUAAGAGGAGAGAUUGUAUUUUUUUUUUUUUGAAAUAAUUUUAAAUUUAAUCACUUCAAAAACUUUAGUACAACCUAAUGCUACCUUUGUGU